AUGAACGUGGAGGGCGACAAGACCGAGAUCGCAAAGAUCGCAGCAGGAGGAGAUGCACCAGCAGCAUCUGCUUCGUCAUCUGGUAUUGUUUAUACCUCACAUUUGUCUUCAUGACUUUUCUCUGCAGCGGCUGGUAGUUAUAGUUCAUGCUUCACCUUCACGAGUGCUUAUUUUGCCAGAUACAACUACUGUGGAUAGAGAUGGGUGUUUUGUUUUUUCUGCAGCGGUUGCUCAUGGAGUAGAGUGGCCAACAUGUUGUUUUCCGAUUCUGUUGCACCUGUUGAAUCUUUGGACUUUGAGUGCCAAAGUGAGAAAUUCUGAUUUUAACCAGUUUAAUUCAAGUUCAUUUCCUGACGAGCCCUUUUGGUUGCAAUUGCUUUAUAACUUCGAGACUUGGGUAAACACAUGCAUCAAAUCUCAUGCAUUAGCAACAUUUGUCUCAUAUAAUGGAGGUAGUCUGUCAAUUUGUACUUUAAUAUGUAUUAGGUUCGCAUAAUGAGUUGACAUAGGACCUUCUCAGUGCUACUAAAUGAAAGAACUUUGAUUCUUUGAGUUUCAAAUUCUGAAUUUUUAGGAAAUAACGAGAAUUUUUGAUUUUGUCUUAUCUUUUUGAAAUUCAUUUCCUGAUGAAUCCUUUGCAAUCCACUUGUUUUCACUUCAAGAGUAAGAUUGAGCUUUUCGAUUUGUGGACCAGAUUAGCCUAGGAAUUGCGCUCCUAUCAUAAUGAGGAUGGGGUAAGCACUGAAAACAGAUAAACUAAGCAACGAAAAUGGCUCAAGAUCCUAGCAGCAUGCACAUGGUACGUAGAGCAUACAGUAGAAUAGAUAAGGUAAAAGUUAUGUCCACAAGGGGGCAGGCUCGUUUGCACUUUUCUUGGUUCUUCCUUCUCCCCCCCUCUCUAGGCUAGAUCUCCCCUCUCUUUCGUUUUCUUCUGAUCGCUCUCCGUAGGUCAUGAGCAUGUGAACAAGAUUCAUCUGCCCAAAAAUCGUUUCUAUUUUGACAUUUCUCUCUUCAGCUUCCGGACCUAUUGAGAUGGUGAAGGCUCCUAUGGACGGAGAGGGUGUGUAUGUCAAGUACGUGAAGCAGGUUGGCGAAAGUUAUGCUGCCGCAUGUCCCUUUUGGACUGUAUCCCAUGAGUGGGUUAACUACUACUACUACUACCACCACCUCCACUACUACUGUAUCCAUUUUUGCUGUCUAUCCACUUUGGCAUAGGCUUUUUCUAACCUAAGCUAGCCUUUGCAUACGGAUGCUCUUCAACGAGCCUGAUAAGCCAAUCCUUGGCUUCUCUUACCACGAGCGCGACUAGUUUGAUGUAGUGCAUGUUGAUAUUUAUAUUUGUACUUACGUACCUGCUAAAAAAUUGUAUAAGAAAGUAAGGGAUCCCAUUUGAAUACUGAUCAGGGACAGUGACCAUGAUUUACCGAUUCAGGUAAAUGAUCCCUGCUGCUCCCCGAGUACUAUCUAUAGAGUAUCUUCUUUUUUUCAGGUUUCUUUCUUUCUUAGUAAGGGCUCUACAACGAAUGAUAUUAUGCUAGAAGAAGUACUACUAGAGAUUUAAAGAGAUUGCAUGGCCUCCAUACCGACAAGAAUUAUGACCUUAUCAUACCUACAAGAAGUAGGAAUCUCCUCUUAAGGGAGCUCACUCCUAUCGUCUUUUAUCCUAUCCUGUCUAAGACAGCGUCAAAGCGGACGAGCUGAUCUGCGAAAUCGAGUCUGAUAAAGCGACAAUCGAGAUCACCAGUCCCGUUGCUGGAGUCAUCAAGGAAUACCUGGUCCCUCAAGGCAAAGUUAAGUACUUAGAUACUAGUCGUGGGUUUUCCUUUUCAAAUAGGCUAGUUCGUUGCUACAGUGCUUGUCAGGAAUGAAACCAUCCCAGCUGGUGCGUUGACUCUUGUCGAAAAACUUGGAACGGUAGUUCUUGUGAUCUUGAAACAGUCGAAAGACUUGGAACGGUAGUUCUUGUGGUCUUGUCAGGCACAUCUAUCCGGAAACCGCUAAUUCCUAGAUCAACGUGGAGGGCGACGCAACGGAAGUGGUCAGCGUCCAAACUGCAGGUGCGCCAGCAGCAGCAAGUGAAGCGGCGCCUAGCGUAUCGAAGAAGAAAGCCGUCACUAGUGUUAUGCAGCUAUUGAUUUCAGAUAAGGAAAACUAACCGGCCACUUUUCCUUCGUGCCUAAUCCCUUCAAACAAAGCUACCACUGAUUUCACAUUUUCACCUAGUGACUAGUCCUAAUAGUCCUUUAAACGUUGAUGUGAGAAGUAACACCAGUCUACUGCGUGUUUUUUAGGUGAAAGACAAGUUGAGAGAAGCGUUUCGAUCGCUCAUUUCAGGGCUGGGCUACUGCAACGAGUUACUACAACUGGUUCCUGCCACCUUUUACAUGCCCUUCUAAGCACAAACCUGAGCGAAAGAAACUCUCGAGAUACCAGGUGGCGAUGGCAAAGGGAAUGUCCGUUGGAGAUCGAGACACGAACUGCUUCAACCUCCUUGACCGUGUAGACUUCAAGUUAAGAAGUAGAAUAUACAGCAAUGAGUCGUGUGACUUUUCAAGUCUGCCACGUCGGAUGGUAGGCCCCAACCUAACCUAACCUAAGAAUAUGUCGACUUGACUCCUAGAUCAUGAGUUGCUUAUUCCAUAAGUUCUAUGUAAUAUUAAUGUCUCACAGGUGGUGGUUAUGUUGAACCGCGGCAGGGACACACACAUGGCAUGAAUUGCUUAUUCCAUAAGUUCUAUGUAACAUGUUCAUCGUGAUGUUCGCACCAGAUGUGCGGACCACGAUGAGCGUCAAAGAGUAGAUAGUGUCGUGUUCUAAGGCAGAGUAAGGUCGUGCAGAAGGCAAAGGAUAGUGGGGUCUCGCCGGUCGCGGUGUUGAUCAAGGCGUUAGGCACCGCCGCCAGCAAUGCGGAGAUGAAUAUCAAGCUGAGCAAGGACCGAACGGAAAUGAAGCUCUUCCCGAAGGUGAACAUCGGAUGCGCCAUAGAUGUCAAUGUUAUGUUCUGAGGAGAAAGAAAAGGUACAGCGUUGUAGUACAGCGUUGUAUAGUCAACGGGUAGAAAAGUACACUACUACUACUACUACUACUACUUACUGUACUAUAUCUCUGUUUGGGUACACUGCUACUGAUUGGGUACACUACUACUCAUUGGGUACACUACUACUAGACUACUACUAUAUCUCUGGUUCUCUGCAUAAGCUUUGUCUCGGACUUGACACCUGAGGAACGUUAGGCAUGAGACGCAUGACCAUGAUGGCCAUCUAGUAUCGAUCUGCAGUGCUGUGUGUUGUUGCUUAAAAGAUGAAAACAAACACACACUAAGUAGCACUUUCACAAUGAUCCUUCGUUCCUUUGGUAGUCCAACAAAGUUUGUGAAAGGCAAGUGCUGUUGUGAGCAACAAAGUUAGCUUCUCGCAGUGGAAGACACGGAAGGAGUUGUUUCUAGAUUGGCCCUCUAAUGAAGGCCAGCUUCGCACGGCAGUGGUAAAGGACGUAACGAGCAAGUCCUACGCAGAUGUCAUGGCUGAUGUCAAAAGGUACUCCUCUAGGAUCUUCUCAACAUUAAGUUGAAUACUGUUUGAUACUCCGCAAUAGUUCGCCCAUCUGAUAUUUUAUAGAUGGGUCCCAUGAUCUUGAUCCUACUCUAUUCUAUUCUACUCUAUUCUAUUCGAUUCUGUCCUAGCCUAUCCUAUCCUAUCCUAUCCUAUCCUAUCCUAUCCAAUCCUAAUUGCAAGCAACAACUUCUAUUCUUUUUUUUAGCUUAGUGCUCCUCUUAAACCAUGGGUUGAAGACGUUCAUCCUCUUAAAUGAAGCACGACCUGAAGAAAUGAAUCUACUCUUCCAGGAUGGCCGCAGCAGGAGCGAAGUUGCCCGCUGAGGAUCAAAACUUAGAUGAGGUGUGCUUUACCGUCUCCAGCAUGGGUAAAGAUGCAACGGACGUGGUCAUUCCGGUCCUGCCAAAAGGCACAACCUUAUGGCCGCACUGUAUUAUAUAGUGAAAAUCUUCGUCAGACACAGACGCUGGUGACCCCAUAACUUCCAUGUAAUAAUGUCUCUUAGGUGGUUAUACACACACAUGAGAAGCAUUGUGCAGUAUUCAUAACCUAGCCUAACUUUCCCUAACCAGAAAGACAUUACCUUUUUUUACAACCUACUGCGCUGCCUACAAAUUCACCAACAUUUACUUCAUGCAUAUCUGAAAUGGAAUUCAUACCACUGGUUGUACUUGUGAAGUAGUAUACAACAGCUUGUGCAUGCUAAUCAGUUGCGAAGUGUAGUAGCACGUAGACUAUUAAGGGUCUUUUCUUGCUAUAUCUUCUGCGGCUGCCCAUCUACUUGCCAAGUAGUAGACCAAGAAUUCUUUCAGCUUGCUUCAUUAUGGAUAGAUCUCUUCAUCCUCCUCGUCUGGGAGUAGUGUAGUUGUCAUUUUACUGCUCCUAGGAUCCUCUGUCUCUCUAACUCUCGGCAUCAUGGGCGUGGGCAAGCUGGACGAGCAAGGCAAGGCUUUCCUCGCAAUGACGCUGUGUUAAGGCUUACCCUAAUUCAUCUUCUGAAGCAUCCCCCUUUGGACUUUCACGGAGAAAAGGGAAGCGGGACGCUUUUCGAGAUGGAUUAGGGUGAGCGCUAACUCUGUCACGCCACGAUGUCCGGCGUUGAGGGAUCGAAUCUCAUGAAAGCGCUCCACACGGAGCUUGACAAGUGA
Messenger RNA from Amoebophrya sp. A25, 4702 nucleotides. The record is from the annotation of a GenBank genome assembly. NCBI's taxonomy places the organism in Eukaryota, Dinophyceae, Syndiniales, Amoebophryaceae.